GCAGCGCCGAGGCGGAGCCGGAACCGGGAGGCGACGGGGACCGGGGGGGGGACACCGGGGGGGGCCCCUGGGGGUCCCGGGGAGGCAUGGCCAGGGCCGGCUGCGCCCCUCCGCGCCUCGACGGCUUCGUGCUCACCGAGCGCCUGGGCACCGGCACCUACGCCACGGUGUACAAGGCGUAUGGCAAGAAGGACACGCGCGAGGUGGUGGCCGUCAAGUGCGUGAGCAAGAGGAGCCUCAACCGGGCGUCGGUGGAGAACCUGCUGACCGAAAUCGAGAUCCUAAAAACCAUCCGGCACCCGCACGUCGUGGAGCUCAAGGACUUCCAGUGGGACAGCGAGCACAUCUACCUGAUCAUGGAGUUCUGCGCCGGGGGGGACCUGUCCCGCUUCAUCCGCACGCGGCGCCUGCUGCCCGAGAAGGUGGCACGCGUCUUCCUCCAGCAGCUGGCCUGCGCCCUCAAGUUCCUCCACGACCACAACAUCUCCCACCUGGACCUCAAGCCGCAGAACAUCCUGCUGAGCGCCCCGGAUAACCCCCAGCUGAAGCUGGCAGAUUUUGGCUUUGCGCAGUACAUGUCGCCCUGGGACGAGCAGCACGUGCUGCGGGGCUCCCCGCUCUACAUGGCCCCCGAGAUGGUGUGCCGCCAGCAGUACGACGCCCGCGUGGACCUCUGGUCGGUGGGCGUCAUCCUCUACGAGGCGCUUUUUGGGCGCCCCCCCUUCGCCUCGCGGUCGUUCGCCGAGCUGGAGGAGAAGAUCCGCAGCGACCGAGCCAUCGAGCUGCCCAGCCGGCCCCCGCUGUCCCCAGACUGCCGGGACCUCCUGCAACGCCUCCUGGAGAGGGACCCCCGGCAGCGCAUCUCCUUCCAGGACUUCUUCGCCCACCCCUUCGUGGACAUGGAGCACGCGCCCGGCCCCGACAGCUUCCCCAAGGCGACCGAGCUGGUGGUGGAGGCGGUGAGGAAGGACCAGGAGGGGGAUGCGAGCGCCGCGCUCGCGCUCUACUGCAAAGCCCUGGAGUAUUUCGUGCCUGCCCUGCGCUAUGAAAGCGACCCCCGGCGCAAAGAGGCCAUCCGGGCAAAGGUGGGGCAGUACAUCUCGCGGGCGGAGGAGCUGAAGGCGCUGGUCACCUCCGACAGCAAGAACCUCCUGCAGCAGGGCAGCCCGGCCAGGGAGGUCCUCAAAGAGAUGGCCAAGGACAAGCCGCGGCUCUGUGCCGCGCUGGAGGUGGCGGCAGCGGCCAUGGCCAGGGAGGAGGACGGCCGAGACGACGGCGACGCCUUGGAGCUCUACCAGCAGAGCCUGGGCGAGCUGCUGCUGCUGCUGGCCGCAGAGCCCGCGGGGAGGAGGCGGGAGCUGCUCCACGCCGAGGUGCAGACCCUGAUGGCCCGAGCCGAGUACCUGAAGGAGCAAAUGAAGGUGCGGGAGGCGCAGUCCAUGGGCAAGGAGGCGCUGGCGGAGUCCGUCCGGAGCUCCUGCACGGUGCAGUGACAGCGGGGCUGUGGCAGGGCGGUGGUGGCAGGAGGCGUCCCUGCCGCGACCGUCUGCUCCCUGCCCGGCCGUGCCGUGCCCGCGGCGGGCGGCUUUAUUCCACCCCAGUUCCUCCGCACGUUUGGGCGCCCGCUGCUGCUGCUGCGCGCAGGCUCCUGCGUGCACAGCCCGGAAAAAAUAAUAAUAAUAAAAAAAAAAGGCACACACACACAAAAAAAAAACAUCCUAUCUGCGCUGGAGGCAGUCGGCGCGGGCACCGAGCGCGCUGCUCGCCCGUGCCACGAGCUUCAGGGAAACGCCAGCGCCGACCCCGGGGGCAGGAUCCAGGCCCCCCCGUGUGCUGUGCCCCAUGGGGAUGCCCCAAAACCCUCGUCCCUUGGGGCUGUCCCCAGCUGGAGUGGCUCUGUGGCUGCGGGGGGGUCAGCCUGCCCUGCGGGGAGGGGGCCUCGUCUCCAAAGCUGCUGCGUUUCAGGGGAAUGUAAUUUAUUGCCUCGAAUAAAUGCUUUGGUUUUUUGGGG
Messenger RNA from Anas platyrhynchos (mallard), 2011 nucleotides. RefSeq names its product unc-51 like kinase 3 (gene ULK3). Gene Ontology annotation, cellular component: autophagosome; cytoplasm; cytosol. NCBI's taxonomy places the organism in Eukaryota, Metazoa, Chordata, Aves, Anseriformes, Anatidae. Gene Ontology annotation, biological process: protein autophosphorylation; autophagy of mitochondrion; reticulophagy. Gene Ontology annotation, molecular function: ATP binding; protein serine/threonine kinase activity. The record is from RefSeq and is a predicted model, not a curated record.